AUGACUUUCUCAGAGCAGGGGGUGACUCGGAGGGAGAUAAAAUGCAAGACCUUCAAGAAAAGUUCUCCACCCGAGAGCAGCGAGAUUCUAAUGGCGUCCUUGGUGCAGUGCAGGCCGCCUUUGUGUAAGCUCAAGAGCAUUUGCAGUGACCGAAUGCCACGGCCCGACGAGGUGAAAUCCAAGUGCGCGCACGGCUGGGUGUGGGUCAUCGUGUCGCUACUGACACUGUGUUUGGUACUGCAAUUUGUCGAUUUGCCUACGAGGGGUCAUCUCCUGUCUGCAGCGAGAAUAGAGACGAGACGAAUCUCUUACUUUCUGGGAAAAUCGUGGAGGGAAACGACUGGCAUUUCGCAUCCCAAUUAUAUCUAUCCUGGUCUGGUUCCUCCUUACGUGUCCAAUUCUACCUGUGAACAUUCUACUCCCGCGGACACGCGUUCCGAGAAGUCACGUUUUGCUUCACAAUCCACCACCAUCGGCGCGGAUUUCGACAUUUGCCUCGCUCUAUCGAUCGGAGAUGAUGGAGGCCAACCGCGCGACAAGUCUCUGCCGUACCAAUUGGUGUACAGCCGCCUGUUUGCGGCUAUGAAGGAAGAAAUUUACGCAACGCGAACCCACAAGGGGAAGAGCAAGGCGAAGGAAGUGCAGGUUCUGGUAGGAGUCGACUACGGAAGCAUUGUGUGCAAAAUGGUGAGGGAUUUUGUGAACGAACUGGAAAUCGGUUUGCCGGGCGUGAAGGCGCAGUGCAGAAGCUUCGACCAGCUUACGGACGGUACGAAGUGUGGGAAAUUAAUCUCCGGGUCUACGCAUCGCUUCGUUCCUCAAAUCUCACCUCAUUUCAAUCGGAUGGCGAGUUGGAAGAGCCAGCGCUUGGUGGACCUGGACUGUUCGAGGCCCGAGGAGGAUGCGCCGCCCAUUCCCGAAAGCAAGUGGCAACCCACCAUAGUGACGGGAUUCAGCAGCAACCACAUGGCAGUGGGGCUUCUCAUGCUUCGAUCUCUCGGCAAAGCUGCGAAGGAGGGCGCCGUCGAGCUGGGGACCGGAGUAUCGGUGGUCGUCUGGGCGAUGGAGGUUUUCAAGCCCGAGCAUCAGAAGAUUCUGGAUUGCGUCAUCGACGAGCUCAACACCGAGUACAACGUGAAGGCCGAGGUCAGGCUGUUCGAUUUCUCGGCGCACCCGCAGUGGAUGCGUCUCAAUCAGAGUCUGGGCUAUUUCGGAGGCACGGGCGAGUACGCAUGGAAAGGCAUCAUGGUGCACACCGUGCUCCGGGAGCGAGGAAUCGCCCUGUGGGCCGACGCGGGAGAUCGAUUCGAAGACACGGUUUCCCUCGUGGAAACUCUCAACACGCUGAAAUCCACGGGCUUCGUUUCACGAAAGUCUCAUGGCACGAUCUGGACUCGCACUCAUCCGCUGCACUUGAAAUUCUUCCGGGCGAACCUGCCCGGCAUCUGGGAUCUGGAGAACUGCGAGGCAGCAAUUGUGGGAUUCACAUUGAAAAAGUACAAGGAGAUCGCCCGGCCGUGGUACGAGUGCGCUCUCAUUAGGCAGUGCAUUGCACCGGACGGAUCAGACAGGAGUAACCAUCGCCAAGACCAAGCCGCUCUCUCUGUCCUCUCGAUUCUCUCGAGAAGUCCCUGCGAGGGCGCGCACCAACAUUUCGGCCACCACAUGGACGACAAUCCGGUAGAUUCUGAUCCGGUGGUCACGCUCGGUGUAUACACCACCCAUUGCUAUGUCGAUCCUCUUCGUUUGAGUCUUGAGCAAGGGACUCAUUUGGACCACGGACGGGAGGGACCUUACAUUUGGCAUUGA
Messenger RNA from Marchantia polymorpha subsp. ruderalis, 1809 nucleotides. Lineage: Eukaryota; Viridiplantae; Streptophyta; Marchantiopsida; Marchantiales; Marchantiaceae. The record is from the annotation of a GenBank genome assembly.